Gilbertella persicaria is the source of this 5451-nucleotide messenger RNA. RefSeq lists its product as uncharacterized. Lineage: Eukaryota; Fungi; Mucoromycota; Mucoromycetes; Mucorales; Choanephoraceae. The coding region runs from base 1 to 5355 and encodes 1784 amino acids. The transcript has 7 exons. The record is from RefSeq and is a predicted model, not a curated record.
AUGGCUGAACCUGAGAUAGACGAAGCUCUUUUAUUAGACUGGACAACAGCUAUUGAAGCUCUUGAUUAUGAUACCAUUCAAGAACUACUUGAACACCAACCUCAGCUUUUAUGGACGCCAUUACAACCUGUACAUCUUGAAAGUGAUUUUGCUCAUUUCAUACAACGUCUAGAGUCUUUUAAAUUGUUGGGUACUAGCCUUAGACCUGUUUAUGCGCUUCAUCAUAUUUUAUUUGAUUACGGCUUACCUGGUGAUGAAUGGGCAAAUGAACGCACUGUGCUGGUUGAUUUUAUAUUAAAAAACACAAAAGGAAAUGAAUUAAAUACAUGCUUAUGGGGUGCUGAAAGGAACACACCAAUGCAUCUUGCCUAUCUUUUAAAUCAACCUACACUUACACAACAGCUUUUAGAUAAAGGUUGUUUGACCAAUAUACCAAACAAGUUGGGCCAUUUACCGACUCAGGAACAAAAAGACGAUCAACCUAAACUUCUUGUCAACAAAUCAAAGGCAAAAGAAGCAAAAGCACCUGUCAAUACAUCAGAUCGAUUCAGAAGACUGAGAGAAUUAGCAGAAGCACCUCAUGAUAAGAACAGUAAAGUAUCUAAAGAACGUCAAAAUUCAACUCGUCGAUAUUUUAGACCGGGUCAUUUAGAAGAGAAAAAGAGACGUAUCUUGAAUGAAGAGGAAGAAGAACUUGAGAAACAGCGUCUGAGACGACAGAAAGAUAUCGAAUUAUUAGCUCAACGUUCAGCUGUCAAAAACAACCCGUUAUUUAAGAAAUUUGAAGAACAAAACCAAAAAAAGAAACAAAAGCACCAGCACCUGUUAUACCAGCUGUUCGAGAUAGACAAAAACUUUUGGGCAGUGAUCAAUUCUCUCAAAAACAAUUCUUAUGUUUCCAGUAGCGUGUUUCGCCAACAGACAGAAGAGCCCAAGAAUUUGCAAGUGCCUACCUUAGCACAGUUACGAUUAGGGUCCAAAGAAUCUCUUGUAGAGGAUGAAGACUCUUCAAAAUCAACAGAGAGUAAUACAACCACAACAGAACAAGCAGACAGUAUCUUGUCUCUCGAUAACGAAAGCAUUAAAAGCAGCAGUAGUUCUUCACUCAAACAGUCGGAUGCUUCUAUUAAAAGUAGCAGUAGUUCUUCACUCAAACAAUCGGAUGCUUCUAUUAAAAGUAGCAGUAGUUCUUCACUCAAACAAUCGGAUGCUUCUGUCAAAAGCCCAGAAGCAUCUCUCAAAAGUCCUACUGGUUCAACAUUUUCAUUUAAAAGUUCGAAAAGCGCUUCACUAAAAAGUCCUACUAGUCCUUCUUUUGACAAGAAAAGUUACACAUUAGACCGUGUAACAAUGGACGAAGUAGAGUCUCUUAGUAUUGGAAAACUACCAGAAAAAAAACUGAUUGACAUUGGUCCUAGUAAAGUGAAGCAGAUUGUAAAUGUACAUGAGACUUUGAAUGUCAAGGAAGAAGUUGAAAUCUAUACAGUAGGAAAGAAAUUUGCUGUUUGGAAAAGAGAUACUACAGAUGGAGAACAACAAGAAGAAGAUAGUUUAGUCGGAACUGUUAAAAAAGAAGAAGACAAGUUGUCUUCCGAAAGUCAAUCAGCCAAAGAAGCAACAACAAAGCAAAGAUCAUUAUUAGAAAAAGAAGAAGAACGGAAUGUUGCUACCACUUUGGACAAUUCUACUACGCACACUUUAGAUGAUAUUUUAGACACUAUUCCCGAUGAUGCUUCAAUUGGUAAUUCAAAUACAACAAACGACAUUCCAGAAGCAACUUUGUUAAGCAGCUCUCAGUCAUCAAAUAAAAAAGAAGUGUCUUUAACGAAGAACAGAAAGGAGACAGACACAACUCACAAACCAGGUAUCAAAACAGCUGAAAAUCCAAAUGGCUUGAGCAAAAUAGAAUUGCAAAAAAGAGCCUUGGAAGCGUCUACCAACAAACCUAUCAAAUCAAGAGCAAUGAAAUCGCUCAUUCUAGAGAAAUCGCAUUUGGACCAAAAGAAAGCCUUCUUUAAUCAACAACCUUUGCCUCAAACAAUACCAGUACCAAAGCCCAGUACAAGUACCAUAAAGGAUCAAGACGACAUCAAUAAGGAUAUCAGUCGUUCAACAUCUUCUUCUUCAACAUCUACCUCUUCCUCUUAUUCGAAAUCAACUACAACACCUGUUUAUAACAAUAAUAAUGACUUUGGAAAUGCUCAUAUCGCAAACAAUGAAACUAAUUUUCAACCAUUGCAACGAGAUGAAGCUACUCGCUUUUUUGAACAUGAUACACAACCUAUUGACAAAAGUAUAGCACAGCCUAUUCACCAUGUAGAAAAUCCUUCAGAAACUAUAGACAAUUUAGAUAUGCAACCCAUUAGACAACAUUCAAAAACUACUACUACUACUAUUACUACUACUAAUAUAAUUAACACAGAAGUGUCUGAUAAGAACAGUGAUCAGCCAUCUUCUGCCUCACUUACCACUUCUGCAGCCACCGUAGUUUCUGCAGCCAUUAUCGCUUCUACAGCCAAUGACCUUCCUACUACAGCCAAUGACCUUCCUACUACAGCCAAUGACCUUCCUACUACAGCCACUAAAGAUUCUGUAGCCACCAAUGCUUCUGUAGCCUCCAAUGCUCCUGUAGCCUCCAAUGCUCCUGUAGCCACCAAUGCUUCUGUAGCCUCCAAUGCUCCUGUAGCCACCAAUGCUCCUGUAGCCUCCAAUGCUUCUGCAGCUACUGAAAUUCUUGCGGUCAGUAAACUUCCUACAACUAAUGAAAUUCCUAUAGCUACUGAGGAUUCUACAACUAAUGUCAUCCCUACCACAACAACUAAUGUUCCUGCAGCCAUCAAACUUCUUACAGUUGUUCAGAGUUCUACAGCCACUCAAGUACCUGAAUCUACUCGGAUUCCUGCGGCCAUGGAUGCUCUUACAGCCACUGAGUCUCCCAAAGCCAUCAGUAUUUCCACUGCCAAUGUAGUUUCUGUGACUUCUACUGCUCAAAUACAAGACACUUCUAAAGAAAGUGACGAAGAGGAGGACGCAAUCACACCUACUUAUGCCAAUAUACAUACCCAAAAACCAUCACCAGUGCAUGAUUGGGGAGUAGCUUAUCAAUCACUCAUGAGUCAGCAUGAUAUUAACUUUGAAGAUGAUGACGAUGACCAUGCCAUGAACACACACCAAAACGAACGACCUUCGUUCUCUUCAGACAGAGACGAAACACAUAUUAUGCAGACAUUAUCAUCUCAAGAACAAACAUACACAAAAGAAUUGAACAGUCAUCCACACCGAGCUUCUGUUGCAAGUCAUAUGACUGCCUCAAGUGAAGUCGAAAGCGAGACUUGGUUUGAUCCUGAUGAAGAAUGGGCAGAACAACAACGCAAAUCCAUAAUGUUGGGAGACUAUCAUCAUUCACAAGAGACCAGUCAGCAUGAGAAUGUUGUUAGUAGUGAUGCAUCAUCUGUUCUUUCAGACGUCUACUCUUAUAAGCACUCAAGUUCAACAGAUAAUACAAAAUUAGAGGACGAUGAAGAAGAUGCUUACAGUUAUUAUAGACAAGAAGAACGUCUUGACACGCAUGAUACUAAAAAGGCAGAGAGUCAAGAACAACAAAAGGCUCCUGUAAGCAUUGUGACAACAGUUGACGCAACUGCUGCUGUAAAACAUGAAGAGGAAGAAGACGAUUAUUAUUCAACACGAUUGCAUACGGAAGCAGCAAAAAUUCAAAUUUAUACUAACAAUGAGUUACCUAUUGCAAGCAAAGAAAGAGGCCAAAGUAGUUAUUAUCAUGGCCCUACAGAUGAAGGAAAUCAAGAAGAAGGUGAAAUUGUUGUUUUUAUGGACCAAUCGCAUCAACAACCAGAGAUUCCUCCAUCAUCAAGCAUGAACAACCUAGUGGAUUAUAAUAGUCUUGGUGCACAUCAUUUGGCAUCUAUGUCUACUGCCUCUUUGGUAUCACAGCAAGGUCAAUAUUUAUCUGUGAAGAGAGAAGAUGGCACAGAUGAACCCUCGCUUAUUAAGGUGCCUACUCGCACUGUACCUAUUGCUGAUGCAAGUAAAGAACAAGAGUAUGUUCCUCAUGAUCCCAAUCAUCCUCGAGUAGAAGAUAUCUCACACUACAUGAACACAUUGCCUACAUUAAACAAAACGGGAAAUGAAAUUACCGGUAGUUCAGCCUUUGAUACAACAGAAAAAGAACAUAACAAUAUGGUCAGACGUGCUGUUAGUUCAGUCUUACUCAAUCCAGCUGAGCCUUCUGUGGUAGAAGACAGUCGAGGUAUUCCUAAUGCACACGAAAUGAAUUUGAUGCUUCCUCCAGCUUCUGUGGCUGCAGAUCGUACAAGCGUGGUUGUGACCGAAUCAAAAUCAUCUAUUGAAGUAUCUCAAUAUGGCAAGUUGUACAUUGGUGUCAGUGGCGCGCACAAUGUGCUACUUCCCUUACCUAAGGAAAUCACUUAUGUCCGCUGUGUCAUUAGUGAUGGUGAAUACGAAUAUAUGUCUCGCUAUGAAAUCCUUGGUCCUCAAAUCUUGAUGGACUAUGAGUGUUGUAUUGAUGUACGUCCUGGUAUGAUUAUCACUGUCUCAUUACUUGUGCGCCCUGAUUUCCAUGUGAAACCAAAGACGGGCUGGACCCGGUUCUUUACUUCCAUUCGAAAACAAAAGGAACAUUUAUCAGGUUAUGUUCACCCUGAAGAUGGUGCUAUUGGCCAAACUCGAUUUGCAGUAGACCAUAUGGUGCCUGGUUGUUACAAAAAGACAUAUGAAGCGUAUUUUGAUUGUUUUAAUUCAUGGUAUGCAAGAACAAACCGAGAAAGAGCAAGACGGGAACAAUUUGGGGACGAGGAAGAUUUCUUGAAGAUUAUUGGCAAAUUAAAUGUCGAAAUGCUUUAUUUACCUGUCUCCAGCCCUAACGUGCAAGUGCCAAGAAGUCUAAGAGAAUGUGAUUUGACGCUCAAGAUUAGACAAUGGCAUGAUACAUGCUGGCAGAGUGGUUAUUUGUCUACCCGGUGCCAAGGGAAGAAAAUAUGGGAACGCCACUUCUAUCGCUUAAUUGGCAGUCAACUUAUAGGUUAUGAACAAACAAAAGAAAGCAUAUGGGAUCACUACAAUAUUGCAGAUGUAAUUCGACUAAGCGCAGCUGCUGAUAAAGUACUUGUGACACUUGUGGAAGAAGAUGCAAAAGUAUUCGCAGAUGAUACUAUCCAUUCUCAUCCUCAAAAGGGGUUCUUUCGACUUCAGUUCCCUAAUUAUUACCUGGAUUGUGUUAGUGACAACUUGGAAGAAAGUGAAGAAUGGGUUAAGACGCUAAAAUCAAUGAUUGGGAGAGUGCCUCUAAGAUUACCAUUUACAGACGAACAGCUUUAAGGGAUCGCCAAAUCGGAUAGACCUUGGUGCACGCAUUUUUUAAUUUGCCAAUAAUUCAACUUUAUUUCUAUAUUAAACUUAUUGAUACAUUUGCUU